AUGACUUUGUCCCAGUUCAGCUCAACAGAGACUCUCAGGAGCCCUGAGGUCACUGAAAAGUCGAUUAGCUCAAGCCCUAAUCUCUCGCCUCGGGAUGAGAAAGAUCUCUCUGUACCAUCAACACCAGCAGAGACAAUCAAUCUUGAAAGCCAAGUCCCGGUAUUACCGCCAUAUCAUGUGUUCCCUCGCUCUCGCAAGUUGUUGAUGGUCAUCAUCGUCUCCCUGGCCGCCAUCUUCUCGCCGCUAUCUUCAAACAUCUACUUCCCUGCGCUUACAGACGUUGCAGAGGAACUCAACGUCUCAAUGACUCUAGCUACUUUAACCAUCACGAUAUACAUGAUUGUUCAAGGUCUCGCCCCGAGCUUUUGGGGUUCUUUCUCAGAUGUGUUGGGUCGUCGUGUGAUUUUCAUUGGCACAUUUGCUGUCUACAUCAUUUCGAAUAUUGCUUUGGCUGUCUCUACCAACUAUGCUGAGCUAAUGGCAUUCCGAGCAUUGCAGGCUGCCGGAAGUGCAGCCACUAUUUCAAUUGGUGCUGGUGUUGUUGGUGAUAUUACUACUUCAGCCGAGCGAGGUAGUCUGAUUGGAAUUUUCGGUGGUGUCCGCAUGUUGGGCCAGGGAGUUGGACCAGUAUUCGGAGGAAUACUAUCUCAGUACCUAGGAUUCCGAUCUAUCUUCUGGUUUUUGGCGAUUGCAUCCGGAAUCAGUCUUCUCUCUAUCCUGAUCUUCCUCCCCGAAACACUUCGAUCCAUCGCUGGAAACGGCACUGUUGCCCUCAAAGGCAUCCACAAGCCCUUCAUCUACUCCAUCCGUGGACAGAAGGAUGUACAAGAAGGCACAGCACCCUCCGGGAAGAAGGUUAAGGUGACAUUCAAGACUGUGUUAGCACCCCUCACCUUCUUAGCUGAGAAGGAUGUCUUCAUUACCCUGUUGUUCGGCAGCAUGGUAUACACAGUUUGGUCAAUGGUGACUUCCUCCACAUCCGCCCUCUUCGAAGAAAAAUACGGUCUGAAUUCAUUGGAAGUCGGCCUGACCUUCCUCGGAAAUGGUUUUGGAUGCAUGACCGGCUCCUACACAAUUGGAUACUUGAUGGACUUCAACCACAAGCGGACCGAACGCGAAUACUGCCAGCAGCACAACCUCCCCAUCGAGACUCGUAUCAACUCAAAGAGCCACCCUGACUUCCCCAUUGAGUACGCCCGCAUGCGCAACACUUGGUGGAUCACGACUAUCUUCAUUGUCUGUGUCGCUGUCUACGGCGUGUCCCUCCGCACACACCUUGCAGUGCCAAUUAUUUUGCAGUUUAUCAUCGCCUAUGGCUCCACUGCUAUCUUCACCAUUAAUAGCGCCCUCGUUAUUGACUUGUACCCUGGUGCUAGCGCUAGCGCAACAGCAGUCAACAACUUGAUGAGAUGUUUGAUUGGCGCUGCUGGUGUUGCGGCUGUUCAGCCUAUCAUUGAUGCUCUGACUGCCGAUUUUGCAUUUCUCAUGCUUGCUGGCAUUACGAUUGCGAUGGUCCCUCUUCUCAUGGUUGAGAUGAAGUGGGGAUAUGGAUGGCGUGUUGAGCGCCAAAAGCGUGUCCUAGAGAAGGCAAACUCGGUCUGA
Messenger RNA from Penicillium coprophilum, 1602 nucleotides. Its product is annotated as Major facilitator superfamily domain general substrate transporter. The transcript has 4 exons. The record is from RefSeq and is a predicted model, not a curated record. Gene Ontology annotation, molecular function: transmembrane transporter activity. Gene Ontology annotation, biological process: transmembrane transport. The coding region runs from base 1 to 1602 and encodes 533 amino acids. Lineage: Eukaryota; Fungi; Ascomycota; Eurotiomycetes; Eurotiales; Aspergillaceae.